Messenger RNA from Ruditapes philippinarum (Manila clam), 2774 nucleotides. Its product is annotated as growth hormone secretagogue receptor type 1-like. The record is from RefSeq and is a predicted model, not a curated record. Gene Ontology annotation, molecular function: G protein-coupled receptor activity. The transcript is spliced from 2 exons. Gene Ontology annotation, cellular component: plasma membrane. The coding region runs from base 146 to 1306 and encodes 386 amino acids. Lineage: Eukaryota; Metazoa; Mollusca; Bivalvia; Venerida; Veneridae. Gene Ontology annotation, biological process: G protein-coupled receptor signaling pathway.
GAACGUCUGCUGCGUUUUGUUUGAAUGUGACGCAAAUAACGUGAGGAUGUAGAAACGCUUGUUGUUUACGUUACGUUACGUUCCUGAACGGAUUUAUAUCCUUAUUCUUGUUUGUAAAAAAGGGGACAAAAUCAGGAAGCUGUCAAUGGAGAACAUAUCCGGUAUCCUCAAUACGUCGCUUCCUACACCAAGUCAUGGACAACCAGUGUCCACAGCGGAGGCGUUCCGAAUAGCUGCACCAGCGGCCAUGAUGAUCGACCGGAUAGUUACGCCCAUUUGGUACGUCAUCGGUGUUAUAGGAAACCCUAUAACCAUGAAAAUCUGGUUGUCUAAACGUAUGCGAGAGUCAAACUCUUCCGCUAUCUACAUCGGUUCCAUUGCGAUUGUUCACUUCAUUUUCAUUUGGCUUCAUCUGUUACUAGAACUGCAUAUAGCAUGGGGCAUUUCAACAUAUAACAAGCCGACAUUGUGUGAAAUAUUCAACUUUUUAUACAUCAUACCGCAAUAUUUAGCCCCGCUUCUUAUUCUUGGCUUUACGACAGAGAGAUAUAUUGCCGUCUGCUUACCUUUCAAAAAGGAACAAUUCUGCACCGUUCGUCGGGCAUGUAUAGUAGUGUUUGUCUUGACAGUAUUUUCUUUUCUCCUGGGAUCUGUGCAAAUGUACAUGUGGACUUUUAACGUUGAACGGCAGCUAUGUUAUUACCGGAAAGGAGCAAAACCGUUCUAUGUCAUAUGGACGUGGAUAUCUGAAAUGCUUAUUUUUGCCGUGGUCCCUCUAUUAGUGUUAAUUUUCAAUAUCCUUGUAAUUCGCGAAAUUAAACUUUUAACGCGGAGAGCUUCUUUCAGGAUGCAUCGCGAUAGUAAUAAUCGCGGAAACGCAAAUCAGACAUCGACCGUUACGCUUCUAUCUGUCUCAUUUUAUCUGAUUUGCACUUUACUACCAGCUACUAUCGUAUAUGCAAUGCAAUCAGUGAUCAAGACUGGGGAACAUACAAUACCAUACAACAAAUGGUCGGAGGACCCACAGUGGCAAAAAUAUCUGAUUUAUUUCACUAUUAGAAAAAUUGUAGAAGAAAUUACGUUUUCAAACUACGCGUGCUAUGUGUUCAUUUAUUACAUAACUGGGUCUUACUUCAGAACGGAAGUUCAUAAAAUUCUGUGUUUUAGACUGUGCCGCAAUAAAAGUAAAAGAGAUGUUCAGAGGACAUCAACGAAGACUAGUACCCAUGCUGAGCAGUAUACUUUGAUAACGACAAACGGCAAACAAGAAAUUUGUCAAACUGAAACUGCCUCUGUUGCUGUUUAAUUUUUUGUCCUUAUUUGUUGUUGCUUUUCUUGUUGUGCAAGAAUUUCUGCAGAAGGACAGAAUACCACUAAAUAUUUUCCUAGAUUAUUUCAAUAUGAAAUCUAAUUCGAAAUCUCAAUGAUUCAAACUGGUUAGAUUUUCAGCAUGACGUAAAAAAGCGGUAAAACUGCUUCAUCAAAUAAUUUUAUAGAAUUAACACAAUUGCGUUUAGUUUGACAAAUCUCACUAAAUAUUUAAUACAAAAUAUUAAGUUCUUCUUUUGAAUAUGCAUUUUUAUUGAGUUAUGUUUCUCGAGAUACAUAAUUUCUUAAUAUGUUUGGCGUGGCAUCUGUUAUUCAAUCCUUUACAUUUCAAAUACAGUUAUGAGGUUUUAGAUAAAGGUUUUUUUGGAAUUUGUAAAAAGUUUAUUGUCGCCCGAUCUCAAAUUUAAAACAAUUAGGUUUAUUUACUGCGUCUGUUUGAUGCGAUUUUAAAUGGGAGCGGGAUGUAAGAAAAAAACAUUUCUUUCCUACAUAUAUCAUAUAUUUUUAGUAUGUAACUUUUUUCAUUAUUUUUUUACAGCUGUCACUUAGAGUUCGUUUUUACAAUUAGCAUUUUUUGUGUUUUUUUUUUAAAAGAACAAUUUUAAAUAUUUGCAAUAUUUGCAAAUGUAUUAAACAAGAACCUUACCAGAAAAAGAAACAAUGUUUCGGAAAAGGCAGAUCAAAAAGCUACCGUGUUCAACAACAGUAUAAACUAUUUUUCUUGUACAACAAACAUAAGACUGAAUAUGUUGCUAUGUUGAACCUAUAUAUAGUGUGUUUCCUGGUCGCAUAUAAACGAUACACUGACUCGUUUCACGUAAUACUAUUACACUUCAAAAUAGUUGAUUAUGUGUAAUUGUUGAAAUAUAAUAUUAAAUGGCUUCUUAUACGUAUUUACAUGAUACACACGUCUUGUCGUAAGUAGUUUUUUUUUCAAAGUAUACUAUACGACACAAGGAUCCAUUUCAGUUGAGAAAAAAUGGUAGUAUACUCUUUUAAAUUUAAUCUAAAAAAAUAAUAUUGUUUUGUUUGUUUGGAUCUACGGCGCACAAACACAGUUUAGUUCAUAUGGCACGGAAAAAGGAAAUAUGAUUUUGGCUAACCUCGGGUGUUAAAACUUAAAGCAACAACAGGGGGUCAAAUACACUUCACCUGCUAGAGCUAACAAAUGCAUAGACUCCAGUUAUUCGAACCGAUUAAGUCGCCUCUUACGACCAAGCAGGGCUAAACGGUGGCUGCAUUUAUGAUGCCUCGACCCUUAAAGACAACUCCUCAGACACAAGGGCCAAAUGAUAUUUAAAAAGAUAAAUCAGUCCUUAAAUGUUACUUUAAUUGUCAGAUAACGAACAACAAGAGACCGCGUCUCAUUUAAAUCAUUACAUGUUUGUACAUAUAUCGUUAUUUAUAUUUUCAUGCUUUAUGAGAAUAAACUAAUUUUUAAUUUA